This is a messenger RNA of Nomia melanderi (Alkali bee), 3522 nucleotides long. It is a transcript of the gene krz, whose product is annotated as beta-arrestin protein kurtz. NCBI's taxonomy places the organism in Eukaryota, Metazoa, Arthropoda, Insecta, Hymenoptera, Halictidae. Gene Ontology annotation, cellular component: cytoplasm. Gene Ontology annotation, molecular function: G protein-coupled receptor binding. Gene Ontology annotation, biological process: signal transduction; G protein-coupled receptor internalization. The record is from RefSeq and is a predicted model, not a curated record.
UUAGUCUGCGGCCGUCGCUCGCGAGGGUUGCGCUUUGUUGCUGAAAAGCUGGCUAGUUGUCCCGCGAACGCGCUGCAGUCAGUUUCUUGCUUCGACAACGUUUUUCCGUCAAUAAAUCGAAAAGAAACUUCGAUAAAUUUGCCGUGUUACGUUUACUCGAUCGUGUCUACGAAGUGUCGAAUCCAACGAAAAUGCCGCAAUAAUAUUCAACGAAAACGCGAAUAUUCGAAGCUACACCGUGUCCCGUGUCGCGCACAGUUCCAUAAUGAACGUUGACGUUGCCGGCUCGUUGCGCGAUAAAAAAUGUCCGGCAAUGGGGCGGUUGCACGUUCGCGAAACGUGAAAUCAACGUUUCGCGUGAGGCGGCCCCGAUAAUCAGAUUAUACGGCGAUUUCAACGGAAGGGAACGCGGCUUUAAAACACGAUUACUCGGCCGUGCUCUCGCGAUUAGAUUAUUUAUCGCGACGCCGGCGAAGCAGCGAGAGAGCUAGAAAAGUAUCGGUGGGAAGUGUCUCUGGCGUCGUUAGCAUGGCAAAGUGGGACAGUUCGGAAUCCGAGUGCUCGGAGGCGGAGGACUCAAAUGAGUUAGGGGCCAUCGUCAGCCCCGAGAUCUGCGCGAUGGACUCUGUGGACAGUGCCAGCAAGCGGCAAGCUACUCGUGUCUUCAAGAAGUCGAACCUGAAUGGGAAGAUCACGGUGUACCUCGGCAAGCGGGACUUCGUCGAUCACAUAACCCACGUCGAUCCAAUCGACGGGAUCGUGCUGAUUGACCCGGACUACGUGAAGGAUCGCAAGGUCUUCGGCCAUGUUCUGGCCGUGUUCAAAUAUGGCAGGGAGGACCUGGACGUUCUCGGCCUGUCGUUCCGCAAAGACCUCUACCUCGCCGCCGAUCAAAUCUACCCGGUGGGGCCCGGCUCGCAGCAGAGGGAGUUGACACGGUUGCAAGAGAGGCUGAUCAAAAAGCUCGGCAGCAACGCGUACCCGUUCUACUUCGAGCUGCCACCCCAUUGUCCCGCGUCGGUCACGCUGCAGCCCGCCCCCGGUGACACCGGCAAACCAUGCGGCGUCGACUACGAAUUCAAAGCGUUCGUAGGUGAGACGCAGGACGAGAAACCGCAGAAACGAGAUUUCGUCAGGCUGGCGAUACGAAAGAUCAUGUACGCGCCCUCGAAGCAAGGCGAGCAGCCUUCCGUCGAGGUUAGCAAAGAGUUCGUGAUGUCGCCGAGCAAGUUGUACCUGGAGGCGUCCCUCGACAAGGAGCUGUACCAUCACGGCGAGAACAUCGCCGUGAACGUGCACAUAGCGAACAAUAGCAACCGGACUGUGAAAAAGAUCAAAGUGUCCGUGAGGCAGUUCGCGGACAUAUGUCUGUUCUCCACGGCGCAGUACAAGUGCACGGUCGCCGAGGCGGAGAGCGAUAUAGGGGUAGCGCCAGGAUUCACCCUGAGCAAGGUCUUUUCUCUAAGGCCGACGCUCGCUGACAACAAAGACAAGCGAGGUCUUGCUCUAGACGGUCAGCUUAAACACGAGGACACCAAUCUAGCAUCUAGCACAAUGGAGGGGUGCCCGGUGGGGCCAGGUUUCACGCUGAGCAAAGUGUUCUCUCUGACACCGCUUCUCGCCAACAACAAAAAUAAGUGGGGGCUAGCCCUCGACGGCCAGCUCAAACACGAGGACACCAAUCUGGCGUCCAGCACCCUCGUGGUGGAUCCCUCGCAACGCGAGAAUCUCGGGAUUAUCGUCCAGUACAAAGUGAAAGUGAAGCUCUGUCUUGGGGCGCUCGGAGGUGAAUUAGUGGCGGAGCUGCCGUUCAUACUGAUGCACCCUAAACCGGAAGAAGAGCAAUCGGCGCCAUCGACGGCACGGCCAAGCCCGACGCAGAAGGCGGACAGCGGCGAAAUACCGCUCGACACGAACCUCAUUCAGCUGGACACAGAGGCGGACGGCGACGACGACAUAAUCUUCGAGGAUUUCGCGCGUCUCAGGCUGAAAGGGUAGACGGAGGCCUGACCAAGUCGUUCCGGCACUAUCGACCUGUACCAAACAGCGAAACGUCCAAUGUUCCAGAACUCUGUAUCGCCGAUGAAGCUAAUUUUAUAAGAGUAUCACGACUCGAUGGGGAGGAGGAUUCAACCAGGGAACCGUACCAUCGGAAUGGUACACGCACGAGCAUCGCGAGAGGCGAGAUCGAGGAUCGAUCGGGACCUACCGCUCCACGCGUCGCGAUCGCCGUUCGUUCGGAACGUUGUCAUUUUCCAAACGAUCGUUUCUUACCCGACACGAGACGACAACACGCUUAGAAUGGUACUAAUCGUUGCACAAAGGAGAACAAUUGAAAGAAAAAGGAAAGCGGUGGCCGGACAUUCGGAGCAGAGAUCGGCGAACACUCGUCGCGACGGAGCUACUUUACGCUUUGACGCAUUCUUUCGUGGCAAGUAACGAGGCAUCAAAGACUGAACACACCGUUGCAAGAGGAUACACCGAAAAAUGAAGAAAACAUAGCUGAUAACGUAUUUAUUCUAGCUGUAAUCGGCCGCGAGCGGCGGAUCCACGUUUCGGGGACCGUUAUUCGUUUUUAGAGUCGAUGGGCGAACACUAUAUUUUCUCGGGGCAGCGGAGCGAAGUCUCUGAAUAGGGGACUAUAAACCGACAGUCGUUUCUGUAACUUUAAUCACAUGGCCAGUAUAGAGCGUAAUCGCGCAGCCAGUGUUACACGUUGAAAAUUUAUCCAUGUCGACCGUAGACAGUCGCAAGUUCGGUGAGAUCAUUCGGGGAAAACAGAAGAUGGCCGUCUCCUUAGGGCCGGGCACGACUAUUAUUUAUUUGUUGUCCUAGAACUGUUGUAGUUUUAUUUCGUUGUAGACCAUCCUCCGGAUGAGCGUACACUUCGUGCGUUCCCUUUUCCGUUCACUGGAUUCUUUUCGUUGUCCUGAUGGAUCAAGGUCAGCGCAGGUACUACUCAAUUAAUCUGUUACUCGGGGGACAGCCCCCGACGAACGAAGUCGAAUUAAACGAACGAAAUCUAUUGUAAUCGGGACUGAUGAAAGAGUUUCUCUCGCGCGGAGACCACGCGCCCGUAGUCCUAGCCGCGCGACACUGUAAAAAGAUGAUCGCGAGAGCCUUCGAAGGUUUCACGAAUUUCUAGUUAGGAGCGUCGUUCGAGCGAAUCGGUCGCAAUGUUCGAUCCUUUCGACCGACGUUCACGUUUUUUCGGCCGGUGAACGGUCUAGCGACACGGUCCUAUCAGCGACCAGCCGAGAAGGGUUGUGCGGCCGAUCUUCGCAUUUCAAUAAUUGUCGGAACAACGCGUCGCGUCGAUCCUAGACGGGUCUCAAGCGUUCGACGUUUUUAAAACGCGAGGUUCGCACGUUUCGAGCAGGGCCGUUCUUUUGUAUUAAUCGAAUUAACGCGCACGUCGGAUUGCUUUUCUGCGAGGCAUCGCAACAAAUUCAACGAAUCCUACUUAAACGUUACGAUAAAUGAAUGUACACGACACGCGCAUUACACACACACACACACACA